Molecule: messenger RNA, 2491 nt
Organism: Hemicordylus capensis (graceful crag lizard)
Lineage: Eukaryota; Metazoa; Chordata; Lepidosauria; Squamata; Cordylidae
Gene: PHETA2
Product: PH domain containing endocytic trafficking adaptor 2
Exons: 3
Coding region: 486-1280 (264 amino acids)
Biological process (GO): receptor recycling; retrograde transport, endosome to Golgi; endosome organization
Cellular component (GO): early endosome; recycling endosome; trans-Golgi network
Source: RefSeq, a predicted model, not a curated record
GGAGGGAGAAGAAGGGGAAAGUAAAAGAAACACGAAACUGAAGCCUCCACUCUGUUAAGAAAGAUUGCUGGAAAACCUGGAUUGAAAAGAGCUACCCCUCGAGGGUCCCGGUACUCGCCACUCCAGUGAUGAUCCUGCGUUCCGGGUUUUGUUCUUAGAAAUCUGAUCCAUCAACCAGGCAAUAACUGCAGUUCAAGAGAGAGAGAGGGAGGACAAGAAGAAAGUACUGGGGGGGAGCAGGGAUAAUUGGCUAAGCCGAGAUGUAACAAAGUUCAAAGAGGUUACAAUCCUAGUAUUAGAACAAGCUACAAUAUUGGGAAUCCAUCAUUUUCAGCUACAGUGUUGGGCAUCAACAGCAAGAAACAAAUGAAGCUCGGUAAACCCCUUGGGACUGGGGAGCAGCCUAAUCAGCACAGCUGACCCCACACUCUUUCCUCUCUCCACCGUCUGUAGUGGGGGUAAACAAGGGGUGAAGGAUUCCAACAAUGAAGCUGAAUGAGCGAAGCGUGGCACAUUAUGCCACCUGUGACUCUCCAGCAGACCACACUGGCUUCCUGUGCAAGCGCGUGGAGCGCCACCACCACACCACCUCCUACCACCGUCGCUGGUUCAUCCUCAAGGGCAACUUGCUGUUCUAUUUUGAGGAGCGGGAGAGCCGUGACCCUCUCGGGCUCAUUGUACUGGAGGGUUGCACUGUGGAGCUGUGUGAGGCUGCUGAGGAGUUUGCCUUUGCCAUCCGCUUUGAUGGUGCCGGCGGCAAGGCCUACGAGUUGGUUGCAGACUGCCAUGCUGCUAUGGAGGCCUGGGUGAAGGCCCUUUCACGGGCCAGCUUCGAUUACAUGAGGCUCGUGGUCAGGGAGCUAGAAAAACAACUGGAGGAGGCUCAAAAGAGCUUGGCCGCCUGCCAGAAAUUGCCAAAGAAGUUAUCCUCCUCUGGCCGGAAGAGACACCUCUCCAAUCCUGCUAUGGUGCCCAUCCAAGAGCACCCGGUUAUCUUGGAGAAUGGUUACUCCACAUGGGGCAAUGGUUGCUCUCUUGCCGGAGUGGUUUCUUUGGACCAAGAUGGGGGAUAUUUGAAACCUCCACCUUUACCUCCGCGUCGAAGGCAGGCAGGCAGCAGUGUAAGUGGAGCACCUGUUGUUGGCCUGGCUUCUGCUGCACUGGAGAGUCCCGUGUCUCCAGAGACAGCCUGCUUCUCAAAGUUGCAUGAUUGGUAUGGUCAGGAGAUUGCAGAGGUAAGGAGAGAAUGGCUGGAAAUCCAGAAAAAAGCAGAAAUGUGAACACAGCGAGGGAAGGGAAAAUAUGUGCUGUUACAUAUAUUGUACUGUAUUUUUUGGAUUAUUCUUCCAGCCAAAGAAGACCUAAAUUGCUUUCUGGAAUAUUAACUGCAGGUAUAAGUAUGUCCUGGGAUAUGCACUCCACACAGCCUUCUAUCUCCAGGGCAUUUAUAAAUGGCUCCAAUCUCUCCUGGAAACCAAACUAUGCACCACCUGUAAUUCAAGCAGAAUGUUUGUGCAAGAGGCCUGAAGGUACUUUCUCACAUUUGGCCCUGGGAUCAGUUCAUUAGUGGGGUGUCCAAGACAAAUUUUAUUGCACAAGUUCAUAGACCUCCAAUCAAUAAUCCUCUUGAGUUUCGUGGAAGUCCUGCCAUGUGUUUAUGAAGCCAGGAACAUCGACGUUGGACUGGGUCGGUGAUGUUUGAAAGUGUCUUUAGAUGAUGACUCUCCAGUGGAGUGUGUAUACUGGGAGAACUAGAAAGCGGGAAGGAGGAGCUGAUAUGAAUAAGUUUUAAAAUGCUUCUCUUCAUAACCUACAGCUUGAGAGGAGUGGUCUGAACAUUGACCAGCCAAAGCAGACAAAUAGGUUGGGUCUACUCGGUGAGAGGAAAGGGCUCUUCAGGAUUAGAUUUAGGGACUGGUGAGCCUGGAAAUUGAUCCUAGUGUGCCAGACUUUAGGGACAGUGGUACUGGGCAGUUCAGGAAUUUUAAAAAUCAAACUGUUUCUAUAAAAUUAGGGGAAAGAAACUUGUUUUUAUUUGCUUAUAUAUGGUAUGCAUACAUACAUUUGCUUGCAUGGAUCUGUAAAUCUGUAUAUGACGGGUAAAUCAUUCAUACAAAUCAUGAACCAAAGUUCGGAAAGGGACUACAAAUGCAGCUUUUAAAAAAAUGCACAGCAAAAACAAUCAGAAUAUACACCAAAUGUGCUCCUUACUUGGUGUGGCAUUUGGUCUAAGACUGGCCCUCAGGCUCUAGCAUUGUAUUGCUGAAUAUGUUUUAUUUGGAUAGAUCAGAAAGGAGAAGCUGAAUGCAAGUGAAGGGGUGGGCCAUAUGUGCUUACCUAGUAUUGUUCUGGGGCUAAAAGCAGUUUCAAUAUAGCAGCUUCUUUAUACAGAGGAUAAAUCUAUUUUUCACUGUCCUCUCUCUUGCUGUAUACAAGACUUAUUGGGGGUGUUUUCAUCUCUGUAUUCUAGUUUUAUGUAUGUAUGUUUAUA